AUGACGGUCAUCAGAAAAUUCCUCGCCUGUGCUUCUGCCGGAUUGGUUGCCUUUGGCUGUGUCGCCAGUGCCCACCCGGUAUCAAUACCUUUUCACAAAAGGGAUGCCCACCCAUGUCCUUUGGGGAGUGAGGAGCUUCAUCAUCAGCACAGCAGACGUCAGGCCGGUGCGCCGGCACUAACCGAUCUCGACAUCUUGCAAUUGUAAGUUUUUUUACUCGAUUGAGGCCAAGUGGGACGCGGAGCUAAAUGCAUGAACCCUAGUGCCCUGACCCUCGAGCACUUAGAGGCAGCAUUUUACAAGCAGGGAUUCGAAAAGUUUCCUCCAUCGGAAUUCAUGGCGUUGGGCUUGGACCAGGAUCAGAUUGAUGGGCUAGUGCAGAUAGGGAAGACUGAAGCUGCACAUGUUACCGCUCUUAUGGCUGCGGUUGCCGGUGCCGGAGCUACUCCCGUGUCACCGUGCACCUACGAUUUCAAGUUCACCGACGCGAAGUCAAUGGUUGCGACAGCCAAGGUGCUUGAGGCGGUAGGCGUGAGCGCGUAAGCCCCCCCCCUUUCAUGCCUUCAAGUGAUGCGGCAGCGCCCCGCCCUAACGUUUUGAGCAGAUAUCUCGGAGCAGCCCCACUUGUCAGCGACAAGAAGAUAUUGUCGGCAGCAGCCUCAAUCGUCACCAUCGAGUCCCGCCAUCAGACCUUCAUCCGCACUGCUCUGCGUGAGGAUCCCAUUCCGCAGGCAUUCGACGCUGCGGUCGGCGCCCGCCAGAUCUUUACACUGGCCGCCUCAUUCAUUACUUCUUGUCCCGCCGGCUCCGCACUGCCGCUCCAGGCAUUCCCGUCCUUGAACAUUGUUAACGCUGCUAGCGUCAGGCCAGGAUCUACCUUGACCCUUGCCGAUACCACCGCCUUCCCCGAUGGAACAACUUUCUGCUCGUUCACCGCUGGAGAGACUGGAACAUUAUUUACCCCGCUCUCGGGGGGGAGUUGCACGGUUCCUCCGGAAUUGGGUGGGGAGGUCUACGUAACGCUUACAUCGAGCAACGUGGCAUUGACAGAUGACAAGAUCCUCGCUGGG
Tuber aestivum (summer truffle) is the source of this 1070-nucleotide messenger RNA. Lineage: Eukaryota; Fungi; Ascomycota; Pezizomycetes; Pezizales; Tuberaceae. The record is from the annotation of a GenBank genome assembly.